AUGGCAACUUUACCGCUUUGUCAGCAAGCAGCAGCUGCUUUGCUUAAUUUUAACCAGAAGUUGGACAUUAAUUUGUUGGACAGUGUGGUAGUUAGUAUGUAUGCAGGUAAUGGUGAGACACAGAAAAUAGCACAAGAGGUACUAACUACGUUAAAAGAACAUCCAGACGCAUGGACAAGAGUUGAUACGAUAUUAGAAUAUUCCAAUAACCAACAAACAAAAUAUUUUGCUUUACAAAUACUAGAACAGGUCAUCAAGACAAGAUGGAAAAUAUUACCAAGACAUCAGUGUGAAGGAAUAAAAAAGUACAUAGUAUCAUUAAUUAUUAAAACUAGCUCAGAUCCAGAAUCACUUGAGGCUAAUAAAACAUAUUUGAAUAAAUUAAAUAUGAUACUGGUUCAAGUGUUGAAGCGGGAAUGGCCCAAAAAUUGGGAGAGCUUUAUACCUGACAUUGUGGGUGCUAGUAAAACCAACGAAAGCCUAUGUCAGAAUAAUAUGAUAAUUUUAAAAUUACUUAGUGAGGAAUUGUUCGAUUUCUCAUCUGGACAAAUUACACAAACAAAAGCUAGGCAUUUAAAAGAUACAAUGUGUUCUGAGUUUUCUGCAAUCUUCCAUCUAUGUCAGUUUGUACUAGAAAAUUCACAAAAUCCUCCACUGGUUAAUGCAACACUUGAAACUCUGUUACGUUUUCUUAAUUGGAUUCCUUUGGGCUAUAUAUUUGAAACAAAAUUAAUACAUACACUUACCUUAAAGUUCCUCCCAGUUCCGAUGUUUCGAAAUGUAACAUUAAAGUGUUUGACAGAAAUUGCAGGAGUAACUGUUAGUAAUUAUAAUGAUAUGUCACUCACUUUAUUUAGUCAAACUAUGGCACAAUUAGAAGUUAUGUUACCUUUAAGUACAGAUAUUAAAACAGCAUAUUCGUGUGGUCAAGAUCAAGAACAAAAUUUUAUUCAAAACUUGGCAUUGUUUUUAUGUACAUUUUUGAAAGAACAUGCGAGCAUAGCUGAAAGUCAAGAGGCUAUAUUAAGAAAUGCACUAAAAUAUUUGGUUCUUAUUUCUGAAGUUGAUGAGGUUGAAAUCUUUAAAAUUUGUUUAGAAUAUUGGAAUAGUUUAUCUUCAGAGCUCUAUAGAGAUGCAGAACUUCAACAUAUGGUUGCCGGAGCGCCACUUUUUUAUAAUAAUCCUAGCCGCAGACUUUUAUAUCAGGAAGUGUUAAACAAAGUAAGAUACAUAAUGAUUUCUCGAAUGGCUAAACCAGAAGAAGUAUUAGUGGUUGAAAAUGACAAUGGGGAAGUUGUAAGAGAGUUUAUGAAAGAUACUGAUUCUAUUAAUUUAUAUAAGAAUAUGAGGGAGACACUUGUAUAUUUAACACAUUUGGAUUAUGCCAAUACAGAAAGAAUUAUGACUUCCAAACUACAGAAUCAAGUAGAUGGAACUGAGUGGUCUUGGAAAAAUCUUAACACUUUGUGUUGGGCUAUUGGAAGUAUAUCUGGAGCUAUGCACGAAGAAGAUGAAAAGCGAUUUUUAGUUACAGUUAUAAAAGAUUUAUUACUCCUUUGCGAACAUAAAAGAGGAAAAGAUAAUAAAGCAAUUAUUGCUUCAAAUAUUAUGUAUGUAGUGGGACAGUAUCCAAGGUUUCUAAGAGCUCAUUGGAAAUUUUUAAAGACUGUGGUCAAUAAAUUGUUUGAAUUUAUGCAUGAGACACACGAUGGUGUACAAGAUAUGGCCUGUGAUACUUUCAUUAAGAUUGCACUGAAAUGCAGGAGACAUUUUGUGAGUACACAAAUUGGUGAAUCCUGCCCUUUUAUAGAAGAUAUAUUGGCAUCUAUUUCUACUAUUAUUUGUGACUUACAACCACAGCAGAUUCAGACAUUCUAUGAAGCUGUGGGUUACAUGAUAUCUGCUCAAGUGGACCAACCUACACAAGAAGCUUUAAUUGAAAAAUACAUGCUUCUACCAAAUCAAGUUUGGGAUGACAUUAUUAGUCAAGCCAGUAAAAAUGUUGAUAUUCUUAAAGAGAUUGAGGUAGUUAAACAGCUUGCCAGCAUAUUAAAAACAAAUGUGCGUGCUUGCAAAGCAUUGAAUCAUGCAUAUGUAUUGCAGCUUGGUCGAAUUUAUUUGGAUAUGCUGAAUGUUUAUAAAGUUAUGUCAGAGAAUAUAACUGCAGCUAUAACUUUAAAUGGAGAAGCCGUUACGAAACAACCUCUGAUAAAAGCUAUGCGAGUUGUUAAAAAGGAAACUCUUAAACUUAUUGCUGAUUGGAUUUCAAAAUCAAAUGACAACACUAUGGUUUUAGAGAACUUUCUACCUCCCUUUCUAGAUGCAGUUUUGAUAGAUUACCAGCGAACUACAGUGCCUUGUGCAAGAGAACCUGAGGUACUAAGUGCUAUUGCCACAAUAGUCCAUAAGCUAGAAGGUCAUAUUACUGUGGAGAUACCUAAAAUUUUGAUGCAGUUUUUGAGUGUACCCUUGAAAAUGAUUAAUAAGGAUUUUGAAGAGUUUCCUGAACAUAGAACCAACUUUUUCUUGCUUCUUCAAGCUGUAAAUAAUCAUUGUUUUGUGGCAUUUUUAAAUAUUCCGCCAACUCAAUUUAAACUGGUACUUGACAGUAUAAUUUGGGCAUUUAAACAUACCAUGAGAAAUGUAGCCGAUACAGGUCUACAAAUUCUCUUGAAAUUGUUACAAAACGUUGAACAACAUGAGGCAGCUGCUCCUAGUUUCUAUCAGACCUACUUGACAGAUAUUUUGCAACAUGUCUUCUCCGUUGUUACUGAUACAUCUCAUACAGCCAGUUUAUCGAUGCAUGCUACUAUCUUGGCCUAUAUAUUUUCAUUGGUUGAAUCUGGCAGAGUGAACUGUCAGUUAGGUCCAAACGCUGAUAACGUUAGGUACAUUCAAGAAUUUACUGCCUCACUGCUCAGAUCUGCUUUUCCUCAUUUGACAGAUAACCAAAUCAAAAUUAUGGUCCAGGGCAUGUUCAAUUUAGAUCAGGAUAUUCCUGCAUUCAAAGAACAUUUAAGAGACUUCUUGGUACAAAUUAGGGAAUACACGGGUGAAGAUGACACUGAUCUGUUUUUGGAGGAACGUGAGAAGGCACUGGAAAGUGCCCAGGCGGAAAAGCGCAGAGUUCAACUAUCUGUACCGGGCAUCCUCAAUCCUCACGAGGUACCAGAGGAGAUGCAAGAUUAGCCUUCAACUCUCGCCCUUAACGUUAGAAAUUUGUAAAAUAAAUAAGUGACCGGACUGAUGCUGCCCAGGGCCCAUAACCCGUACUGUCGCUCUACAGGCAUUGGUUUCGUCAGUUGUUUUAAAAUCAAUAUUUUUCUAUUUGUAUCAUCUCUAACAUAAGAUUUAGUCACACCCAGUCGGAGAAGAUGUGUUUUGUGCGAAUAUAUGUCUAGCUGAAGUCGCUUUUCAUUUUUUUAUAUCUUCUUUUUUAUCAAUUUUGUUUCUAGGAUCUUGUAAAGAAUACAUGUUAAGUUAGAAAUAAAUCGUUUUUCCGAGGAAUUGGGUAUUUUUUCUUCCCUUCAGUGAUGACUGUGUGAGUGAACGUUUUUAUAAUACGCUUCCAAUUUUUGUUGAUACAUUUUCUUAUGCAUAAACCAAAUUUCAGUUAAAUCAUAUGUAUAAAUAAAAUUAUUUAACUAACUUAACAUGUUAUUUCUAUAAGGCUUAAGUUAAUAGUUAAUACAUAGUGAAACUGAUCAAAUAUAUUUUUGAGAUAUGAU
Sitophilus oryzae (rice weevil) is the source of this 3728-nucleotide messenger RNA. Its product is annotated as exportin-1. NCBI's taxonomy places the organism in Eukaryota, Metazoa, Arthropoda, Insecta, Coleoptera, Curculionidae. Gene Ontology annotation, biological process: protein export from nucleus; ribosomal small subunit export from nucleus; ribosomal large subunit export from nucleus. Gene Ontology annotation, cellular component: cytoplasm; nucleus. Gene Ontology annotation, molecular function: small GTPase binding; nuclear export signal receptor activity. The record is from RefSeq and is a predicted model, not a curated record. The transcript has 7 exons. Bases 1 to 3189 code for a protein of 1062 amino acids.